Messenger RNA from Electrophorus electricus (electric eel), 4033 nucleotides. It is a transcript of the gene st3gal2, whose product is annotated as ST3 beta-galactoside alpha-2,3-sialyltransferase 2. Gene Ontology annotation, biological process: sialylation. Gene Ontology annotation, cellular component: membrane. Lineage: Eukaryota; Metazoa; Chordata; Actinopteri; Gymnotiformes; Gymnotidae. The record is from RefSeq and is a predicted model, not a curated record. Gene Ontology annotation, molecular function: beta-galactoside (CMP) alpha-2,3-sialyltransferase activity.
CCUGCGGACCCAGAGAGAGCCACGCCUCGGUCCCUCGAGCUGCUCGGGUGCGUGUCAGCCAGGCUGGGCACGGUGGCAGGGCCUGGCGCAUGGCAGUGGGGGGGUCGCGUGGCAUCCCCUCCCCAGCCACGAGAGACUCGCUGGAACUGGGGCCCGAGCUUCGGCUGGGCCACCUGGGCCCGAGUGCAGAGGCCAGGUGAGCAGAGGCCCUGGGUUCCGCCGGGGGCCACGGCGGCAGGUGAGCGGCCUUCUCGGACAGGGCCCGGGGGGGGCGUGCGCUGUCCGCUGCGGGUGUGGGUGCUGCUGGGUUCACUGGGCCUCCUCUUCCUCACCUCGCUGCUCUUCUCGCUCUCGCUGAGAGGCGGACCCGGCCUGCCGUACCUGGACCCGCCUGGGUGGGAGGAGUCGCGCAGGGUCAAGCUCGUGCCCAGCUACGCUGGCUCCCACAAACUGGUGUCCGCAGAAGCAGGGCAGCAGAGAACGUGCGCCUGUGUCCACUGCGUAGGAGACCCGGGCGUCUCCGACUGGUUCGAUGAGAACUACGACCCUGACAUCUCGCCUGUCUGGACGCGGGACAACAUCCAGCUGUCUGCAGACGUCUACUACUGGUGGGUGAUGCUGCAGCCUCAGUUUAAGCCCCACAGUAUCCAGCAAGUGCUGCUCCGGCUCUUCCAGGUGAUCCCGGGCCGGUCCCCCUACGGCUCUUGGGACCCUGCACGCUGCCUGCGCUGCGCUGUGGUGGGCAACUCGGGUAACCUCCGGGGGGCCGGCUACGGGCCGGUGAUCGACAGCCACGACUACAUCAUGAGGAUAAAUCUGGCCCCCACUGUGGGAUAUGAAGAGGAUGUGGGCAGUCAUACCACCCACCAUUUCAUGUAUCCUGAAAGUGCCAAGAACCUUGCUGCCAACGUCAGCUUUGUGCUGGUGCCCUUCAAGACUCUGGAUCUUCUCUGGAUCACCAGUGCCCUGUCCAAUGGCCAGAUUCGCUUCACCUACGCUCCCGUGAAGCAGUUCCUGCGUGUGGACAAGGACAAGGUGCAGAUCUUCAACCCGGCGUUCUUCAAGUACAUCCACGACCGCUGGACGCGGCAGCAUGGCCGGUAUCCCUCCACUGGCAUGCUGGUGCUGUUUUUCGCCCUGCACGUGUGUGACGAGGUGAACGUGUUCGGCUUCGGGGCGGACAGCCGUGGGAACUGGCAUCACUACUGGGAGCAAAACCGCUAUUCUGGGGAGUUUCGCAAGACCGGUGUCCACGACGCGGACUAUGAGGCCCAGAUCAUAGACCGGCUGGCCAAGGCCGGAAAGAUCACGGUCUUUCCCGGGAAGUGAAGAACCCAAGUGAGCCGGGGGCGUCGGCUAGCUGAUGAGUCACACACCCACACAAGCCCACUCCGUGCACCGUGAACUAUUUCUGCUAAGUAUGAUUCCGGACCGUUUGCCCCGUGGUUUGUCCUGAUUGGACAGCACACAGGGGACACUACUUUUUUCAUUGAUGGUCUUGAGGGUAGUCAGUUGUAAUAGUUCCUUUUCAGAAAGGGGAGCUAAACAAAGGAAGGACAUUGACACAACCUCCCCACAAUGUUCACUCAGACCAGCAAGUCGGUUUUGGUGUUAGGAGCCAGUUAAGACGGUUCAUACUCACUAUACGUAUUGCAUAAAGACAGCACAGGAGCGUGUUUGACAAUCUUGAUGGUUGUCAAUCAUGCCUGCGUCUCUUGUGCGCUCAACCAAUGGACUUAGAGGUGAGUGUGAUUAAACAAUUAUAAGACAGCUGUCCCAGUGCUGGGGUCUGCUGUGGUUCAUUAGAUAAUUGCUGGGACAAGCAACCACAGUCUGACUGUCAAUUAAUUAUGCUGCAUUGCAGCAGAUGGAGACCUUCUGUCACAAGGGGGCGCACCUGAGCGAGUGAAAAGUUUACAUGAUUUUACAGAAGGAUGGAGCUUUUUUUAGUUAGUCAUAUUAAGCCUUUUAUCUGUAGUUUUUAUCAUGUUUAUGGGUCAGUGUUACCCUGCAGCACUGUGCUUUUACAGCUGUUCGAUCAAACGUUUAUCGUUAAUCUAUUUGUUUUAAUUAUGAAUUUUUACCACAAAGUAUUAUUAUCCAGCUGGGUGAAGAAAAAGCACUGACACUUGCUGCCAGUCGGUUAGACUAAAACCACUUAGUUAGUCCAGUAUGCUCACAUACACCGUCUGUACGUACCCGUGUAUCUAUAUAAUGAAGUGUAGGCAGUAUUACUUGUUCUGUAUCAACACACCCAGCGCGGCUAAAGACACAGAUAAUGCAGCGUUAUCUGCUGCCACCUAGUGGCCACAAGGGCGCACUACUUUAUUUAUGAGCAGAAGCAAAAAUGCGUUGUGCUCUGAGACAACGGCAGCACUGAACUUUUGAGGAAACGUAGCAUUCCUGAGAAGCCCUGCUAUCUGCUACACCACAGGGAGACUUUAACAACAUGCUGUCUCCUGCCACGUUUCCUGUGACAUUACUGUGGCAACCAGCUUAUAGACUUUGUGCUGCAUGUGACGACAUGUCAGAAUUAAAAUUAAAAAGUGUUUUAGUGCCAUUAAGUAUUUAUGGCUACAAUUCAUAGAAAAACAUUUAUUGCAAACUUUUUUUUUUUUUUUUUUAAUGAAGUUCAUCUACCUGAAUGUUCUCAUUGUUUUGUGUCAUUUCCUUAGCCGUCAUCUCCAGACGAUGCUUUUUAGGCAUCUGUGUUUCUGAGUAUGUUGAGCAGUGUUCUGGAUGUGAAUAGUGCACCAGGAGGGCUUGUGUCUCCUGCUCUGGUAUUGUCUGGUAUUUAGGUGCAGUCAGCCCUUUCUGAAGUGUAGGCAUAUCAGCUGUUUCCAGUAGUGUGGAAAUCAUGUGCGCACACACACACACACACACACACACACACACACACACACACGCUUGCGUGCCUUGUCCUUGCUGUGGACACAUCCUUGCUGCAGUGCAACACACCUCACACUCACACACACACACACACACACACACACACACACACACACACAGGUAUCUCUUCUGUGCUACCGUUAGCUUUCUUACUGUUUUUGAUCCCCUACUUUUUCUCACGUCUUCUUGCAGUUUUGUGAGGAUUUCUUUCAUGUAUCCUUUCACAUUAAGCACAUCUUCCCUUUUGUAAAGAUUGUUCACUCUCAUCCAUCACUGCUGAGUGCUGUGCCCUCACAACCUGGAGGAACUUGCCUAUACAACCAGGGGGUUUGGGGUCGAUGCAUUGUCACAUCUCUGAAAAUUGUGAGAUGAAAUCUCAUUUAACAAUGUUUACUGACCAAUCCUGGAAGUAUUAUAGAAGUGUAAAAACAAUGCAUUUUUCCACCAAAGAGUCCCUUAAGUAUUAUUUAUCCAUUUCUCAAUUUUCAAUCAGAUUCUUGGAGCUGUUUUUUUUUUUUUAAAUGCCAAAAACUCAAAACUGCAAUCUUCAAGUGAGGUUCAGAGGGUUUCCUCUAGCACUUCUCCAUCUUUUGUUUAUACCACAGAAGCAUCAGAGCUUGCCUACAGCAUGCAGGAGCAAAACAUGACAUCCCAACCACACAGGUCAGUCUGCUUCCUGUGCUGACAUCUUGCCUUCCCCUUGAGGCCCACAGAUCUGUACUAGGCUACAUCCAAAAGAAAAGAGAAUACCUUCUUCCCGCGUUACUUUUCACGGAGUUGCAGUGCAGCUAGUCAUCUCUGCUGUCCCCUUUAUGGGUCGGCAUGCCUGGGUUGUGGAUGAGGUCAGAGCACCUGUUUCAGAUGUACUGAACCAGCCCCACCGUCCACGUCCUGAAUGCGUUCACUCAAUGACCGGCAGUAGGUGGAUGCAGACGAACCUGUAAGCCACUAACAGGGACGGGUGUGCAUAUCCUCAGUGUUCUGCUGUGCUUCUAACCAGAGCUCCUGGUCAGUGGUGUAGUAAAUGUUUUUUUUUCUUCCCCCCCCCUUCUCUUCCUCCCCCCCAAACAUUGAUCUGUAUGUGUAAUGACAGACUGUUUUUCUCUUAUGCUAUUGUAAGAAAUAAAUGCAAUGGAGAAAAGGC